Gongylonema pulchrum is the source of this 675-nucleotide messenger RNA. The record is from the annotation of a GenBank genome assembly. NCBI's taxonomy places the organism in Eukaryota, Metazoa, Nematoda, Chromadorea, Rhabditida, Gongylonematidae.
AUGACGAGGCGGAAAGCGAAAUGCGUUAAUAUGUGGCUUAGAAAACUAGCGUCAAGACCAAGAAAGGCUUCUUGCAUAGAAAGCGGAAUCAAAGGGACAAUUGAGGAUCCAUUCGAAAAAUUGCCGCAGUUACCGCGUACACUGGAGGCCGAUCCCAUCGACUGUAGCGAUAUGUAUUUUUUCAUUCAACAAAAUCGGCGGCUAGCAACCACUUCACCACUUCGACGUCACUCGAAACCUGCUAAGAGCUCCUCAUCCCAUGCGGCCACUGAAGAGAAGUAUAUAUUGUGGCGCUCGCUAGCUGCUGAUUUACGGUUGUUUCCGGGGACGAGACAGAUCCCUCAGAGUUUUUCUCGUGAUGUGCGCCAUCUUGAUCAAACUUAUUCACGUGAAGUGCACAAAGUGGCAGUGAUUUAUGUUGCUAAAGGACAAGAAGACAAAGUUUCGGUUCUUUCAAAUAGUUUUGGUUCGGAUGCGUUUAAUGAAUUUGUGUCGCAUUUGGGUUGGCGAGUAGAAAUUGGUCGACAGCAUCAUGGCUACAAUGGUGGUCUUCCGAGUGGUGCCGUUACACCAUAUUAUGCAUCCGCUGACACGGAAAUUGUUUUUCAUGUCAGCACAAUGCUCGAUGGUUCGCUUUCAGUUUUUGCUUUAACUACCAGAAGUGUUUUUACAUAG